Molecule: messenger RNA, 14577 nt
Organism: Taeniopygia guttata (zebra finch)
Lineage: Eukaryota; Metazoa; Chordata; Aves; Passeriformes; Estrildidae
Gene: GABRQ
Product: gamma-aminobutyric acid receptor subunit beta-4
Biological process (GO): monoatomic ion transmembrane transport
Cellular component (GO): membrane
Molecular function (GO): GABA-A receptor activity; extracellular ligand-gated monoatomic ion channel activity
Source: RefSeq, a predicted model, not a curated record
GAGCAGCAAAACUCCACAGGAGCUGCGGCAGCAGCACUAGGGAGACAUCCACCCUCCCCGCGAGAGCAGCCCUUCUGCAGACAGGGAUUUAUCUAUUUUCUACACUUGCAUAUAUGCAUUUUUUUAUUUACCAGGCUGCAUUUUCUUUUUCUUUUCCUUUUUUUUUUUUUUUUUUUUUUUUUUUAGCCUUUUCACAAAAGCCUCAAACCUCCUAAGUGAUGAGCCUGAGAUUUCCCUAAAAUAAAAUAACUGCACAGUGGGGCUGGGUGGCUUCCUCUUCCCCCCUUUGGAAAAUAAAGAGGAAAGGGGGAGCAAAUAGGUAAAAUCCAGAAUAAAAUCAUAUUGCUCGAAAACUCACACGUCCUCCUCGCUCUCUCUCUCUCUCUCACACACACACACACACACACACACACACACACACACACACGCUCUCUCUCCUCCUCCUCCUCUCUGAAGGUGGGUAGCAGGAGCCAUGCAACAUCUGCAGAACCGGAUGGCAAAAGAGCAGGAGGAAAAAUAAUCCAAGUGGAGUGCUCAGGGGACACUGAGUUGGUUUUUUUUUUUCUUUUUCCAUUUUUUUUUAAAUUUUUUCUUUCUUUGUCUUCUGCCGCGUACCUGUGAGAUUCGAUUUCACAUUUUGCUGAGCCCAUUUUGGGGCAUUUUAUUUUUCUUUCUCUUGGGAUUUUCUCCAUUGCCAGAGGAUGUCUCUUGUUGAGAGGAUGCUGAAAGGAAGAAGAAACGAAUUCUUUGACUGGCACUGAAGGAGCGGGGGGGUAUUUUUCCCCCUCAUUUUUUAGGUUUUUUUCAUUAUUCUUUUUCUCUCGGAAAUCAUUAAGUGGGGGGGGGGUUGGUUUCUUUUUUCCCUCCCCCCCUUUUUUUGGAGGGGGAUUUCAGAAGAUCCAUCUUUCUUUCCCCUCCCCUCCAAAGAUUUUUUUUUUCAUCCUUCGUCUUUGUGGAAAUGUGGACAUUUCAGGCAGACAGAUUGAGUGGAAUUGUCUCUGCUUUAGCAGCUCUUUGUGUCGCCUGCUGUGCGCAAAGCCCCUCCACUGGAAAUAUUUCUGUGGUGAAAGAGAUUGUGGACAAACUGCUGAAGGGCUAUGACGUCCGCCUCAGGCCCGACUUCGGAGGUAACCCUGUCACAGUGGGAAUGAGCAUCCACAUCUCCAGCAUUGACCAGAUCUCUGAAGUCAACAUGGAUUACACCAUCACCAUGUACUUCCAGCAGAGCUGGCGGGACAAACGCCUGGCCUACAAUGACCUUCCUCUCAACCUGACCCUGGACAACCGGGUGGCUGACCAGCUGUGGCUGCCUGACACCUACUUCCUGAACGACAAGAAGUCCUUUCUGCACGGGGUGACGGUGAAGAACCGCAUGAUCCGGCUCCAUCCCGACGGGACCGUCCUGUACGGCCUCAGGAUCACCACCACGGCCGCCUGCAUGAUGGACCUGCGGAGGUACCCGCUGGACCAGCAGAACUGCACGCUGGAGAUCGAGAGCUAUGGUUACACGGUGGAUGACAUUGUCUUCUUCUGGCAAGGGAAUGACUCUGCUGUCACGGGGAUGGAGGUGCUGGAGCUGCCCCAGUUCACCAUCAUCGAGCAGAGGCUGGUCAGCAGGGAAGUGGUCUUCACCACUGGUUCGUAUCUGCGCUUAUCCCUGAGUUUCCGGAUUAAGAGGAACAUUGGUUACUUCAUCCUGCAGACCUACAUGCCAUCCAUCCUCAUCACCAUCCUGUCCUGGGUCUCCUUCUGGAUCAACUAUGAUGCUUCUGCAGCACGAGUGGCACUGGGGGUCACCACGGUGCUGACCAUGACAACCAUCAACACCCACCUGCGGGAGACUCUGCCCAAGAUCCCCUACGUCAAGGCUAUUGAUGUUUAUCUCAUGGGCUGCUUCGUCUUCGUGUUCCUGGCACUCCUGGAAUAUGCUUUUGUCAACUACAUAUUCUUCGGGCGAGGGCCGCGGCAGCAGAAGAAGCAGAGCGAGCGCGUCAGCAAGGCCAACAACGAGCGCCACCGUUACGAGGAGAAGAGGGUGAGAGAGCAGGUUGACCCUUACGGUAACAUCCUCCUCAGCACGCUGGAGAUGAACAACGAGCUGCUGGCCACGGACAUGAUGAGCAGCGUGGGCGACUCUCGAAACUCUGUCAUGUCCUUCGAAGGCUCAGGAAUCCAGUUCCGCAAGCCGCUGGCCUCUCGGGAUGGCUUUGGCCACCACCCCACCCUGGACCGCCACGUCCCGCUGAGCCACCACGCCGCCGCCCGCAACCGCGCCAACUGCCGCCUGCGCCGGCGGUCCUCCAAGCUGAAGCUCAAAAUCCCAGACCUGACAGACGUCAGCACCAUUGACAAGUGGUCACGGAUCAUUUUUCCAAUCACUUUUGGAUUCUUCAACCUUGUUUACUGGUUGUACUAUGUAAAUUGAUGCCUGCGGCCUCCGAGAGAGAUAAUAGGGACAGACGCUCAGACAAUGACAACACAGGAGUGUUGUGGUCUUUUGGGUUUGGGUUUUACUCUUUACUAUCAUUGUCAUUUAUUCCUAUGGUUCAUUAGAUUUAUUCUAAGCUUACUCUUCUCUUUUCAGCACAUGUAGAACCACGGAGUGUGGGGUGGGGUAAAGGGAGAGAAAGGUACGGGAGGGGGUUUGGUUUCAGGGAGGGAUGUGUUUGUCUUGAUUUUGGUUUCCUGCUGAAGGACUUACACCAUUGUAAAAAAAAAAACCAAACCAACAAAAACAACAAAAACCAAAAAAAAAGGAAAGAAAGAAAAAAAAAGAAAAAAAGACAGAAAAAAAAAGAAAAAAAACCCACAAAAAAAUGCCAAAACUAAGAAAAGUUAAAAAGAAAAAAAAAAAAAUGAGGGGGGAGAUUUAAAGAAAUUGAGUCAAAAACUGGUUGGGGCGAUAGGUUAUCUUUGGCUGUGCUCACUUAUGCUCUAUCCUCACUUCCAUUUCACUACUGAAUUUCAUCUUUCACUUUUCACUCUUAUUAUAUAUAUUUUAAAUCUUUCUUCUGUCACUGCUCUUAACCCCUUCAUGUUUAUUCUUUCAUGUAUUCAUGAGAUGAUGGGGUUUCAUUCUCACGCUAUGAGAUUUUUCUUUUCUUUUUCUCUCUCUCCCUCUCUCUUGCUUACAAGCCUAAAAGAGUCUUUUAAACCAACAAAUAAAAAGAAUAUUUAUUUUGGAAGAGCUGGGAAGGGAAGGGAAGGGGGGGAAGAGGAGGCAAUUAUUUGGGAGGGAAGGGGCAAUGUGGGGUUUAUGGGAGGGAGGGAGGGAGGAGGGAACUUAUCAAAACCAAGGCACAUUUGCAAGAUGCCUUUUUCCACCUUCAGGAGUUUGCAAGCUGUUUUUCCUGUGUGAAUGCGUGUGUGUGGAGCAUCUCUGUGUGUGUGUGUGUGUGUGUGUGUGUGUGUGUGGGCAGGUGUGUCCAUGGAUGUGUGUGUGCAAGCAUGUUUUCUGGGGAGGGGGGCUGGGGAGGGGGGUUUUGUAAUACCUUUUGUAGAAAGAGAACACAGGUGACAUUUAACUGGCAGUGUGUUUGGGGGGAGGGAAUAGCAGGGGUUUGUUUGCUCAUUGCAGCUUUGCCAGGUUGGAGGUCCCAGCUCCAGAGGCAGAGCUGGGGAGGCAAAGUGUGCAGAUUGGCACUUGCUGAGGGAAGAGAGGGAUCUGGGGAUCAGCAGUAGGGCAGUGCUGCUGUUCACUGCUGGCAUCUGAUCUCGAGGAGACUAAGCUGAUUCAGUCCUCAGAGGAGGGGCUGUUCCUAGUUAUUCCCACCCUGCAUCUUCCUUACUGAGUCUGGAGAGAAAAGCAGUUGCAGGACUCUAAAAAUUCAACCCUUUCCUGUUCUCCCUGUUCCUUAUGCCAGACAAUGGAUCCACACUCCAGCCCUCUGAGUGACCAUAGCCUGCAUCAAGGCACAGGAAAGGCUGGAUAUCGUUUAACUUCGUUAUGUUUCAGGAUGAAAAAAGUAGGGAAAUGAUAAUGAUCCCCUUUCCUAAGAAAUUCAGGAGUGAAUGGUGGGCUGGCAGCCUCUGAUCUGUGCUGCUUCUACCAGACCUCAUUUUAUGUCUGUUAAGAUGUACAGAGUGUAGAAAAAAGCACCCUGUGGCCCUCCUUGCAGGUGAUGGAGCUGAGGAUGAGGUAGAGUUCCAUGGAGCAUCAUCCUGCUGGACGAUGAUAGUCUCCAAAGGCUGGGCAGGGUGAAGGUUGCAGUGAAAAUGCUGAGCUUGGUGCUUGUGGAAGUCUGGGGAAGCUGCUGAGUCUCCAGCAGCUUCCAUCCAUGAGGAAGGUACAGGAGGGGAACUUGGCCUUGGACUGCAAGGUCAGAUUUUUCCAAAGGAGCCAGUGACUUUCAGGAAAAUCACUGAAUUAUUGGCCACUUUGGCAAUCACUGAUGAUUGAUAAUCUCCCUUAUAAUAUUAAUAAAAGCCAUGAAAAUGUUAAAUUCACAAGUGCAAAACUUUAACCCUAGGUCAUUCUGCCAUUUCUGGAGUAAUGAUGAGAACCUUCUUCUUACCUGAUAGAGUUUUUUCGUGUCAGACCCAUGGACACCCUUUAGCCAACCAUCCUUUUAUUUUCCUGCUAGCAUUCUCCUCCCUUUUUCUUGAUUCCCAUUGCUUGGGAGAGCAGAGUGAUCCUCUGAGACCAGGGAAACUCCUGUUUUUCAGAUGACCCUGAUGCACAUCUUUAAUUCACUAAUUUAUGUCUGUACUAUGAAAAUAUGAAUCACUUCAGGCCUGACCUAGUAACACUGAAGUCAGGGAAAGUUUUGCCUGGACUUGGCUGAAGCAGGAUCAGGCCUCAUCAGAGUAAUCACUGUUAUUUUUAUAUCAGUAAUGUGUCUUAUGCAGAAUCUGAAGCAUAAGAGUAGAGCAUCCCCCCUUCCCCACGUGUCUGUCCCCUCUCUCAUGUUCAUGCAUGCACACGUUUGGUCCAGGCCUCCCUGGACUCACCAAGGUUUUAGCACAAUUGUUAAAUCAGACUUAGAUUCUCCCCUGUCCUGCAGAACAGUCUCCUGCUGGUUUCCCCAUCCAUGAGCAGUGCUGUUGGGGAUGGGUUUUCCCCAAAUUGCUGCAGUUCAUGGGUCUGUAUAGGUAUAAGAGUUGGAGAAUCAGGUAGUUCUACCUGAUAUGCAGGAACUGAAACCUUGGCCAGUGGAGAAAGUUAUGCUUUCUAGUGUGAUUCUAUUCAGAAAUAUCUUUUAAAUGCUUUAAUGGGAGUCGUAAAGUUGUGCUUUAUGACAGCAGCAGUAUAAUGCCAGUGGAUAUCAGCAUGGCAUGGCUGCAGUUCCCACAUGGAGACUGCCUAUCAGCAGGUCCAGUUUGCAAGGAGAGUCUAACCAAGUGAUUAAUGAUUAAAUAAAAUAUCUAAAAUUUACCCUUUAUAUAUGUGAUUGCAAUGUAGAGGGUGGUCAGAAUGAUAAAACUGGGGAGAGAAAGGCAGUUUAAAGAGCCUAUUAAGAUUAGAGGGAGAACAAAUGGCUGUGGGGUAAGAAAUUCUGAAGCUGAGGAAGAUGACUCAGGAACUGCAGUAAUCUGACAGUUGUAGUAAAACCUGACGAAUGUGUGGCAUGAGUUUGGCACCUGAGGGCUGUCUGAGCUGGCCCCAAAGGCUGGCAGGGCCAGCAGCACACAGAUGAUGCAAACCCCACUGAUGCUCUUUGCUUCUCGGGUGCUGAGCCCCACACGGGGUGGGGUCCUGAGUGACCAGUGCCCUGCAGGUACAGCCUCCAGAGACUGGAGAUCAGGCACAGGGAGGCUGUGUUUAAUAUUUGAGGCUUCAAUCCAGGAUUGAGCCCAGUGACAAUCCAAAAGCUUUCCAGGGAAAAAAGCACUGCUUAGCAGAUUUCUUCACCUGCUGGGACUGGGAGCCAGACUCCUCUACUGUGGCCCCAGUUCUCUGUUGACUGGGUUCUCUUUCUUAUCAGGAGUCAUCCUAGCUUCUCUCUUUGAAUGUUUCUAACUUGGUGUUUCCAGGUCAGUGUUACACACAGUCAGUACAUCCAGACUCCUGGACUCUGGGUCCGACACAACAAUCUUUGCCAAAGAGUGUGUGGUCAGGCCUGGGCACGGUUCAGGAGCUGCCUUACACUUGCUGCUGAUGGGGCAGAGUGCUGGAGAACAACAGAGAGUCCUGGGAGUGGGAUGAGGAAUAGGAAAUGUGAGGGAAGGAUGCUGAAGGCCUUUAGGAAUGCUCUGCUCACAAAGUGAGGUGGCACCUCCCUGUUCCCCCUCCACAGCUGCCUGCCUCCAAUCCACCCCUAAGGAAGGCAACAAACCCAUCUUGUGUCGAGGGCCAGUGAAGGAAAAACGAGGCAUUUUACUGAUGCUCAAGGCUCAGAGGUUUCAAGCCAUCACAAGCACGUGUUACCAGGAAGGUGGAAGGGUUUUCCAUGCUGCAUCUGGCGUGCCCACUGCUCCCCUCCUCUUCUUCACAGAGGGGAAAGGGGGACAAAAGGCUUUGUGAGUGCUUUUCCAAAGUGGAGCUGCUUCUGACCUUUGCUGCAGUGGUGCAGAAGGCAAUGCUCAGGGCUUGGUUUGUUGGCAGCUUGGGGCAGGACUGCUGCUUGCUGGGUUGUGUUUUUUAGCAUUUGAACAUCAGGGGUGUUCUGGGCUGCCUGAGGGAGCCGGGCCGGGGGAGAAUGUUUUGCACCUUUUCCAUGUGUAACAGCCUAGAGAAGGCAUGUGGAAGAGGAGGAGGAGGAGCAGAAAUAGAAAUGAAAUCUCUCUCAGGACAUACAUGGCCAACACAACUCUACUGCUUCAUUUUCUGAUACUGUAUAGUGCUGUCACUCAGGGACCUUUAGUGACUGGGACCUUGGGACUGUAAUUCUGCCUGUCCCCUUCCUAUCCCCCCUCCGCCUUGAGUGUUGAGAAAUGAAAAGACAAUGGGAGGAAGUGCAGAAAUGAGCCCUGCUAGCAAACCCCUGCUAUUCCAUGGGUGAGAGAAAAGCUUUGGUUACUGAGGGAAAAGGAAGAUGUAAACCUUUCUAUUCAUGGCUUCGAGCAUAAACCAGCCAGUAGUGUAUAUAGGAUAAGUUGACAGUGCAUGAAACAAACAGGACUGUAGGUUUUUAAUGGUAUCCAACUUUCUUGCAUGCACAUCUGACACCACGCCAGCAGCUUAUGCCUUGCAAAUAAGUAGGGAACCUGCCAAGGCUUGGCACUUCCUCUGUCCAAUGGACAGCACAUCCACUUCCCAGAACCAGAGCCAGGAAGGGAACUGAUCUGGCCAGUCUGUUUGUCCAGAUCUGCUCCAGAGGGUCUGGCAGGAGGAGAUACGGGGUGGGGAAGGGAGCUGGUUUUGUUCUCUUUGUUGUGGGGUGGAGGAAGGUGUUUAAAUCUCUGAGCUGUUUUCAGACAGAAGAGAAACCUCUGGAGCUGCAGACCAAAGGACAGUGGCUUUAGGGAAGGUGGUUACUGGAAUCUGAUGGAGAGGGUGGGUUGAGGAAAAGGUGGUUGGUAGGAGAGAGCUGUAACUUCAGAAGCAGAGCAAAUAGGAGAAAGCUUUUGAAAAUAUAUGUGCAAUACAACAGGUUUGCAGGGACUGGAGCACUGGGGACAUCCCUGAGUCAGACAGGCUGGGUACAGCUGCAGGCAGCACUCCAGGAAGCCCAGCCAUGGCAGCAGUCCCUGUCCUCUCCGGGGGACAGGGAGGUCAGGAACAGGGAAAAGAGGGAGACUCAGGAGACUCAGGCUGCGUGGCCAUCAGCAGAGCUCAGUCCUGGGGGCAGGGACAAUCAGCUGCAUCCAGACAAAGUUGCAGGAGCUGGGCUGAGAUGUGCAGGGCAGUGCCAGGCUGGGGCACGGCUGAGAAACGAGGCAAGAAAUGUCCUGCUGGUUACCAAAUGCUUUCUGGGCGAGGAGGCUGGGCUUACCAAGCAGGGCGGGAUGUCUUUACAGUAGAUGUGAAAGUUGGGAUGGGGGCACGGUUUGGGUGAGAGAUGUGAAACCAAUGUGUUGGAAGCAGGACCUAACGCAGAUGCUGGGAGGGAGGGAGGGAGGGAGGGUGGAAAAGGUGGGAGGGAGGGGAGCAGAGACUGGGGAAAAGAAGAUGUAUAUAGUGCUGGGUUUUAUUUUUCAUUUCCUUUUGUUCCUUUUUUUUUUUUAAGAAAAAACAAAAAGUUGUUUGAUUUCUAAUGUCUUGAUGUAAACCAAAUAAAAAUGGUUCUGUACAUUCAGAAGUGAAGAACAGCUGAAAGGUGACAAGUAUAAUAAAGAAGCACUGACCUUCAGGCUACUAUAACCAUUUCCCCAGACUUUUCCCACAGGAUUGGAGGGCAGAGCUGUGCCUGUGCCUGCACAGAGGUGCUGGGAUGGUGACCUUGGGGCUGGCUCCCUGAUCCAACUGUGAGUGCAGCACAGAAGAGGUGGGCAGUAGAGGUGGAAGUGAUGGUAUGUAAGUAACUUUUCAGUGUUUGAUCCCACCACCCCUGAGGCCAGCGGGAGGAGGCUGUGUGCUAAACCCCAGUCUCUUGUGCACAGGGUCUCUUCCCAGAGGCAGCUGCAUCAUGCCUGACUGUAGCUGGAGCCGUAGUGAGGAGGGGAGGAUGGUGUCAGCUGUCCCCUGGAUAAAUGGGGAAAUGCAGAUGGAGUAAAGGCAGUGGGAGCCUGAACUGGAAUUGCCUGUGUUGUGUUUAGUGCUUUGGAAAAGCAGAGGACAGUCUUGCCUCCAUGGGGCAGAAAGGGUGGCUUCUCUGCAGCAGGGUCAAUAAAUGUCCUGUUGUUUGUGUUAUUGCAGCAAGACAAAAAGGAAAAAAACAAAGCAAACCAACACUUUAUGUGUAAGCCAGACCUAAGGGGAGUCUCAGUCCUCUUAGGAAAGGCCAUUCUUCAGCAGAAAGGCUGGAGUGCAUCAGUGUGGGGCAGCCCCAGAGCCCCAUCAGCCCUUUCUGCUGCUGACCAGGCCACCAGGACUGGUGGGGAGCCAAGGGCAGCUGCUUUGCUGAGACUAAACAACGGGGACCUGUGUGAGCACAAGCUCCUGAACUGCACUGUGCUCUGCCACAAAGUGCAGUGCCUUGCUCCCAGAAUCUGGGAGUGUCACCACAGAGACAGUGGACCCAGAGCAUCCCAAAGCUCCCCUCCCCAGCCCCAUGCCAUGGGCUGGCUGCUCCCAUCUAAGACAGCCACAGCUUGCCAGUGCCGGGGGCAGAAAGCACUCGCUGAAUAAUACUGAAUAUGUGUGUGACAAAGUGAGGAGAGGAGACAUGAUAGACCCAUUUAUGAUCCAGGGAUACACAUUUUAUCAUUUGCACAGGCUGAGCUUGGCAUUUAUGCUGACAGACUUUUUCCCCAGAAUGGAUGAAACUGUAUAGUGGUGAGUAUCGUUGAUUUUUUUGAAGGGGAUGGUAAUUGCUCUUCUAGUAUGUGUUUUAAACAGUGUUGGUUUGCCUUCUGUGAAGCCUAAUGCUUCCCAGCUCUCAGUGCUCUAAUGUGGGGAGUUAAUUGUUUCACUUAAUUAGAUGCUGGGUCCAUGUGUUUUUGGGAACCUUGCUGGGUGUCUGAUGCAGUGUCCAGGCACAAAGACCAAAGAUCUUUUCCUUGGCUUUCCCAGCCCUCUGGACAUGCCUUGCCCACUGUGUGCCCUGCUGGAUUUGCCAUCACGUGGCUCAUGGUGCCCAGCCCUGGUGCUGAUGGGCCUGCAGGGAGGGUCUGGGGACCCCUGAGCUGGGGGAAGCCAGGCCAGCAGGGAAGGAGAGCGUGCUUUGUUGUGAUGCUGCUGCUCCCUGGGGCCUCAGGCAAGGGCAGUGGCUGGUUUGCAGCAGCAGGAACAGCCUGGCUCAGGUUGGCAGAGGCUCUUCUCUCUGUGCCUGCUCUCCUGCCUACAGAGCAGGGAGCUGGCACUGCCCCUGCACUGACAGAUGCUCUGCUCCACGUUGGGAUGAACCUGCUUGUCUUGGCUCUGGCCUUAAGGCAGUCCUCUCAUCUCACCUGUAGGGAUGGUGCCUUGGGCUGGGCUUUUCUCCCUCACCACCACCCCCUGGCUGUGCUGGAGCCCUGCCAAGGCAAUGGCCCCUCCUGGCGAGACCAGAGGCCUCAGUGCAGGGGCAAGCAGGGAACUCCUGGAGCACAAUAUCGUGACAUGUCAGGUGGGGGCCCAAGGUGCACUUUGGGAGAGAGCUGGUGCUGCCACAAGUGGUGAUGCUUUAACCUCUUCUCCAGAAACAGUGUCCUACAGGACCCGAAAGUCUGGGGACUACUGUGCUACCUGCCUCAGGGACAGCUGGGGACCCACGGGGGCUGUUUUGGACAGGAGCAGGUCUUCUGCUAGUGCAGCUUUCAGGCUUUUGUCAGACAUCUUGGCACCCUUGUGGCCCUUGAGUUUUGAGGCAGACAGAAGGAAGAUGUGUCCCACAGCCUCUCACAAGCAGAGACUGGGCACAAAUCCCUGAGUUUCAGCCCCUGCCAAGGCUAGCAAGGUUAGCAAGGCAAUUGGCAACCUUUCCCUCUCCCCUUUCCCUUGCACUGCAGCAAGAAAGGGAUGGACAAAGCAGAGAUCAAACCCACACAGUCCCAGCCCUGCAAAGCCCCGUGUCUUGCUCAAGUCUGAGCACAGGAGCAGACCUGACAGCUGCACCUUGAAAUCCUGCCUGGAAAACUCCUUGAAAUCCUGCCUGGAUCUGACAGCCUCACUGGGCUGGGCCGGUGUGCUUGGCAGGCCCAAAGGGGAGAUUCUGAGGGAGCAAACCCCCAGAAAGAUUCAGCAGUUGUCACAGAGAAUGGUUUCUAAUCUGGGAGGAUGAGCAGCUAGGUGCUAGAGGAGAAAAUGGAAAAACUGAGGAUAAAGGAAAGCCUGAGAAGUCACCCAGAAAUAUCCCAGCCUCUGGCAAAUACACGUGGCCCUGGUGGCAGGGCUGUGGUUGGUCUGUGGGGUGGGUUGUUUUACUUUUAUUUUCUUUUUCUACUGCCUGGCAUGUCAUCAUAUUGUGUCUUUGUGUGAAAUCACAUCCCCUGCCAAAAGAGAACCCAGUUCCUGGAGGGCAAACACCCUUUCACGGUGUGCUCACUACAGGGAUGUUGCACCAAAAAAAAGACAUGAAAACAGGGCUGGGGCAUCCUUCCCAGGAAAAUCUGUUCCAUUUCUGGCCCAUCCUCUCCAGCUGCACCCAUCCAUCUCCCUCCCAAAGACGAAGGAGCUGCGGUGUCUUCUCUGACUGGGGACAAUUGCUGUGGCCUGAAAUCCAAACAGCUGAACAGCAAGAGGGCAGGAGGAUCAAUGUCAGUGUCAAUGUGCUAUCAAAGGGACUGCUGUGAACCAUCUUAACAUGCUCUGAGUGGCUGCGUUGCAUCCUGUACAGUGUUAUAAAAAAAAAAAAAAAAAGAAAAAAAAAAGAAAGAAAAAAAAAAAAACCAACCCAGAACAAACCACCCAUUUUUAUGAUCUUUAAUUUGCUUUUUCUGCAUGAAAUAAGACCUUGAUCCUUGUCUUUUUUCACAAAAGCAGAUUCUGCUUUAACCAAUGUAAAAAAAAAAAAGAAAAAAAAAGGAAAGAAAAUAAUGUUUCUAGCAAAGUGAUUUAGAUGUAGAAAUUUUUGUAAAAAAAAUAACAAAACAACAAAAAAAAAGGGAAAAACCAACAAAGAAAUAAAAUAAAAUGACCUAAAGAGCCAUCUUUGUCUACUCUAGAGGUGGGAAGGUGUGACUGGUGGGUGGCCAGGGCAGGCAGGAGGGCUCUGGGAAGGACGUGGUCACCAACUGCUGCCAGGUGCUUUCAAAAACUGUCUCCUUCAGCUGCUGUUAGGGACGCUGGUGGGAGGGCAGGGAAAGGGUGGGGAGGGGCAAGGACAGCUGCCUUGAUUUUCUUUUGGGGUUUUGUUUGGGGUGUUUCUGUUCCUGUAGUGACAGUUUUUGAAAGGUGAUGAUGAACAAAAGUGAAAAAAAACCAACAAACUUGAAAAUAGUUUACAAUUUUGUACAAACAUGAAAAAUGCUAACAGCAAAUGUUUUUAAAAAUGGUCCAUACCAGCACCAAAAUAAUGUAAUGUGUACAUUAAUUUAUUACACUAAUUUAUUGUCUCUCUCUUUUUUUUCUUUUUUCUUUUUUUUUUUUUUUUUUUUGGAAAAAGGUGUUAAAUCACAAAAAAAAAUAUUUCUUUUUUAACAAAUGCUGUAUGUGGACAUAAAUGUACUUGAACACUGUUGGUUAUUAACUGGUUAGGAAUCUUUCUUGGGCUUUUGGGUUUGUGCUUUUUUUUCCUACCCAGAACAAAAAUAACACUUAUAAAAUACAGCCUUUGAAGGUGAAACAAUCAACUCCUUCUCUGCUGGUCUGAGUGUUCUCCGUGUUUCCAUUUUCAAGGCACUGUCUUUAGGCUUUGCCAUAGAGAGGACUCCAACUUGUCCCCAGCUUUAAACACAGCUGUGCUGAUGGCAUCUGAAAGGUGUGUCCCAAGGACUUUGCUAAGACCUAAGCAAAGUUUUCUGCAUUUCCAAGAGUUCUGCUGGCUUGAACCAAGAGCUGGAAUGUGCUCAAGCUCCAUGACGCUGCCUAGAGCAGAGGGGAAAAUCAGAAUAAAUUCCCAGUCUUGUAUUUCCACCACAAGGUGAGUGACUUACCCUAACUCUGAGGAACAAAGAUCAGGAAUUCUUCAUUUCUGAGGGCUCUUCAGUCCUAUUUCCAAAAGCAAGUGACAUAUUCAAGCCCUUGUAGGCUUUGCCAUGCUGAACAAAAGGAACCAGUCAGAACUGUUUUCAGAAAUGACUGAUGCACUUCCAGCAAGCUAUGGAGGAAUUUAAUGACCAGACUUAAGCUCCCAGAUUUAUGACUGAAAGUUCAAAAGGCCAUGUAGAGGUCUUUGGAUGUUCAGGUCAGGCUGCCUGUGCAGCCAGGGGGUGGUGGACUCUGUUGUCACCCACGGAGGGACUGUGGGGACACGGGGGAGGCUGGCAGGGUGGGACUGUGGUCAGUGAUGAUGGCAGGAACAGGAGGGAGCGGGCCUUGAAUCCCCACUUCCCAGGGGUGCAAAGUGAUGUUUCCAGCCCAAAAUCCAUUCCCCACUCAGGCUCUGCUUUCAGCUUGCUCUGCUCCACACCUCUGUGGUGUGAGCAGAAAUGUAAGGGUUAGAAACACUGAACAAACAAUGACACGGAUGCUGCUGGGAGUGUGCUUGCCCCUGACAGGGCCAUCCUUGCACCCCUGAAGCAGAGAGGUGCUGCUCCCCCUGCUCAGGCAGGAAAACAGGAAUAUUCACAGUGCCUGAAAUGCUCUGGCUGGGCAUCCCAGCAUCCAGAGCUCUUCCCCGUUUGGACCUACUGCAAGUGGGACCAGUGUGGUUGCUGGAUGGGGAGUCAGGGCUAAAAAUCAUGCUAGGAACUGCAUUCAGCACCCAGCAUGUGAAAUCCAGUCCUGGUUCCCCUCCCCAACACUUGCUGAAGUCACCAGCCCCUGAGGAAAAAACCUCUGAUAUUUGCAGGUAAUGGGGAUGAAGGUUUCUCUUUUUCUUUUUUUUUUUUUCUUUUUUUUUUUUUUUUGCCUUUGGACUUUAUUUUCUUUCACUGAAGUCUAUAUAUAACACAAAACCAUUUUCUUAUUUUCUUCAAAUCUGCCAAUUCAGCUUUUCUCUCUCCCCACCAGCCAUUAGGACAGUUCUUGUCUCUAAAAGCCCCAAAGCCCAGCUGAGCUCAGAGGCUGCAGCUGCAGCCCCAGCAGUGGGGAAGCCCUGGAAGCAUCACUGCCCUCUCUUCUUGGCUCUUUCUUCCCCCUAAAACUUCAGCUUUAAGCAAAUAUGGGAUCAGCACAAAGCACUGACUCCAUGCUUCCUUAAAGGUGAUUUGAAACCUGACAUGGGAGUUGGACAUCUGGUCCUCACCAAACUCUUGAGGGUCUCAUCCUCCCCAAAAGCAUGGAUGGAAGCUAAAGAGACUGUGCUCCCCAACGAAAGGCAAUUAUUAAUGGUCAUUAAUGGUGCUAGGAAACAUUAAAUAUUCAAACUGUGCUAGAGCUCCACAAGUCCUUAAGUGAUUAAAGCAUCUGGGUUCCUCUGGUUUUUCAAUGAUUUGGGCAUUUAAGUUGCACAAUAAUAUCCAAAGUGACAUGCAGAGAUUGUAAAAACAUUAAAGCACAUUCAGACUCGUUUAUCCUGGAAAUUCUCUUGAGGUUGGAAUGAAGAAAUCCUCAAGAUCACUUUGUAUAACAGCAUGGAAGAAUGUCAGUCCAAACUCUGCUAUCUCCAUUUGCAGGAAAUACCUCUGCAGAUCAACUUCCAAGAGUUUGGAAAGGAGCAACAAGGCAGAGUUUAGUGCAUUGCUCUGCCAGAUACCAUGCAUUUAAGCAAAUAUAAGGCCUCUUCAAUAUGGGAGACACUAGAGGUUCUAAAAAGAAAGGAGAAGUUAUUUGGAAAUUUAAGUGAUAUUUUUAAUGCAUGUGAAAUCUUUGAUGUCAAAAAGAUUUCAUUUUUUUGUUGGUAUGUCUUUGGAGCAUUUUGUCUUCAAGAAUAAAUUAUGGUUUUAUCUGUAUCAGCACCAUUUUCAUUGUCUAAUUUCAGGCAGGCAAAGGCAGAAGAAUGGAAAUUCAGAGACAAAUCGAGAGCAGAGUUGAUACUGAAACUCAAAUGAAAUAAAGUCUGUUAUUUCAAUGCA